Molecule: messenger RNA, 2529 nt
Organism: Paracoccidioides brasiliensis Pb18
Exons: 1
Coding region: 1-2529 (842 amino acids)
Biological process (GO): RNA processing
Cellular component (GO): nucleus
Molecular function (GO): RNA binding
Source: RefSeq, a predicted model, not a curated record
AUGCCGGAAGAUUUAAAAGUCAAGGGAUUUCCUGAUCUGUCGUCUAAGCUGUCCGCCCCCGCCAAGAAAUCUCUAUUCGAGCGCCAAAAAGCGGAAGCUGAAGCCAAACGGGCAAGAGAAAAAGCAGAAACCGAAGCUGUCUACGAGGAUUUUGUGAAAUCAUUUGAAAACGAUGGCGAUACGUCUACGCGCCCAAGCACUGGAGAGAGGACAAGUCCAUAUGGUCAUGGAGGCAGCGGGCACACAGGUGGCCCGAUCGCCCCUUCAAAAAGACAUUUUACAAGUAGCACGAUGAGAUCCGGAUCUGGGAAUCUGGGAGGAUCACAUCCCUUUGGUUCGAGAAAACGACCGUUCGAAACGCUACAGGCAUCCCAUAGGGACAGAGAACCGUCACAUGGCCUUUUCGCUUUCGAGACCCCUUCCCCGGCCCAUGUUGACGCCGCCGCAGCAUUUCAGACUUCUGAUGAUGAGGAUGACAAGGUCACAGACAAAAAGGAAGCGGAAAGAGCUGCAGCUAAGCCCACCCUUCAUCUAUCUUCGUUGCCACCGGGAACGUCUCCGGCAGUUGUCAAAGCUCUUGUUUCACAUGCACUCGUUGUGGAUAAUGUUAAGAUCUUAUCGACAAGCGCCCAAGGAGCUGGAGAACGAAAAAUAUGGUCUGCAAUUGUGACUUUGGCAAAAGGAACAGCUGCUACUGAGAUGGAUACUGUCGUCAGCUCAUUGCAGAAUAAAUAUCUGGGAUGGGGUUACUAUCUGUCAAUAUCACGACACCUCUCAUCAGCCGCCAUCAACUCCACCAUGCCAGUGGUAACCGGGUUGACUUCUUCCACUUCCCAGCCAUUCGGAGCACGUCCAACAAAUCAGGGCCCGGGAGGUCAUUUUGGUCGUGGUGGCACUCCUGGUGGUCAUCGUGGUGGCUUUGCACCACCGUCGUCUUACGGGCCAGGUUAUGGUGGGAGGGCUGGAUCUAGUCUGCAAGUUGAGGUUAAACCUCCAUCUGACCUGAAGCAGCUAAAACUCAUCCACAAAACUUUGGAAAAUCUCUUAACUUAUGGUCCUGAGUUUGAGGCACUGCUUAUGAGCAGAGCGGAAGUACAAAAGGACGAGAAAUGGGCUUGGAUAUGGGACUCAAGGAGUCCGGGUGGGGUGUGGUACAGAUGGAAGUUAUGGGAUAUCUUAACGGGCGCAAGAAGAACUAAGAAGAGGCACUCACGAAUGCGACCUUCUCCUAUUUCUGUUUUCGAAAGUGGACCAGUUUGGAUACCCCCAGAGAAGCAUCUACAAUUUGAGUAUGUUACCAAAAUGGAUGAGUUUGUAUCCGACGAAGAUUACGAUUCUUCAGAUGAGGAUGAUUCAGACAGGGAGGAUGAAAGACGUCUUGAUGGCGGAACUUUAGAAGGUAAUAGUGAUGGUAUUGGUCACUUAAAUCCCCUCCAGAAAGCAAAGCUCGCAUAUUUGCUUGCAAAACUCCCUACUACAAAUUCGAAGUUACGAAGGGGCGAUGUCGCUCGCGUCACCUCAUUUGCGAUUCGCCAUGCUGGGCACGGCGCUGAUGAAGUUGUGGACAUGAUCGUUUCUAACAUUACCAAUCCACUUGCUUUUACUAGCGCUAACCCGGAACGCCAACGACGGGAAACGGAGCUUCGUGGUGGUAAACCUGAGGAGGUUGAUGAGGCGAACACGGAGCAAGACAACCAAAUUAUCCCAUCUUCCACGAAGCCAUCCUCAAAAGAAAUUCUAGAUACUUCAUCUGCUAAGCUGAUAGGCUUGUACGUAAUCUCUGACAUCCUCUCCUCGUCAUCUACAAGCGGGGUGCGGCAUGCCUGGAGGUAUCGGCAACUAUUUGAAUCAGCCCUAAAAUCACACAAAACCUUUGAGCAUCUUGGACGCUUGGAGAAGGAGUUGGCUUGGGGCCGGCUGAAGAUCGAAAAAUGGAGGAGAAGUAUUGGCAGCCUUCUGUCUCUAUGGGAAGGCUGGUGUGUUUUCCCUCAGUCAAGCCAAGAACAUUUUGUUCAGGUAUUUGAGAAACCACCCCUUACGGAAAAAGAAAAGCUUGAAGAACAGAAGCGUGCAGAAGCGGAGAAAGCUACAAGUGUUUUUGGUAGCAAAGGAAAGAGUAGAUGGAGAACGGUUGACGAAGAGAGCAAUACAGCACCCGCAGAUACGGGAAGCGGUUUGGAAAGCGAGAAAAUGGACAUUGAUGUUGUUGUUGAUGAUGAUGAUGAUGAUGAUGGGGUGCCGAUGCCCGAUGACGAUGAUGUUGAUGGGGAGCCUAUGGAUGACGACAUUGAUGGCAUUCCGAUGGAGGAUAGUGAUGUGGAGGACCUGGAUGGUAAGCCGCUGGAUGAGAAUGGUAUGGACGAGAGCGAACCACCCAGUGCGGCAGGGUGUGAAACUUCUCACCCGUCGGGCGACAAUACAUUUACCGAAGUCCCUCUAAAUAAGCCACCUGAGACUGAGCGCCAACCUGCUCCUCGACGUCGUCGACCCAAAGCGGAAGACAUGUUUGCGGAUUCAGAUUCCAACUGA